CUGUUACAUGCUCACCACUGGAAGAAGAUUCCUAACCAUCCUCCACAGGUUCAAGAACCUUCCAUGCCGGCCAUCACUCCUCUCUUCCAGAACCAAGUAUCAUCAUCAUCAUCUUACUUCCCGCUCUGUCCCAAGUACUUGCCUUGCCACAACCCGUGUUGUGUGUUCAUGUUGUUGUUACGUCCCAGACUCACAUUUUGAUGCGUGUUUUGUCGGUGUCUUAGCCAUCUGUUGUUCUGUCUUGAAAAUCAUUUCCUCCCUGUCUGUCUCUGCCUAAAUCAGAAGAAUAAAUAAAGAGAGAGAGACUUUGCUUCAAAGUUUCUUAUUUAUUUUAUUACAAAUAUAAUAUUCCUCCAUAUUUGGGAUGUUGGUUCUAUUCUUGAACAUGUGUAUGUGCCUCUAUCUGUCGCUUCCCUUUAACGUUUUCUUAGAUGUUUUGUUUCUUUCCCUCUUUUCUCUAUUCCUUUUUAUCUUUUUUGUUUCUCUCUUCUUCUUUUCUUUGUUCCUUAAUUAUUUGAGGUUCCUAUAUUUCUCUAUCUCCUCUUCUGCAGCCUCUCAUUUUGAUUCAUCCUCUCUGGCUUACUGCUCGUCGUUUCUAUUUGCAUUUUUGCAUCAUGGAUCGUGAUUUUCAUCGUCGUGGCCAAAAGGUGAAUGAUCGUUCACCGACCAGCCGCUUUGUUCGGUUGGAUAAACCGAGAUCUGUAGACAAUCUUGACAUAGGCAAGAAAGGUAAGAUGCGUAGGUGGUUGUGUUGUUCAUGUCAUGUACAAGAAUCUAAACACCCUUCAUCUGAACAUAACCGAUCCAAAACCCCUCCUACACGCUACCAAGACUACGGACGUAACAAUAAGAAACCACCAGCUCCUAUGAAGCCUCCUUCCGUCUUGAAGGAGCCUACUACUAUUGAAGUCCCUGCAAUGUCAUUAUCUGAGCUCAAAGAAAAAACUGAGAGUUUUGGAUCAAAGGCUUUGAUCGGAGAAGGAUCCUAUGGAAGAGUGUACUACGCAAACUUCAAUGAUGGCAAAGCCGUGGCUGUGAAAAAGCUCGAUAACUCAUCAGAACCAGAGACAAACGUCGAGUUCUUGACUCAGGUCUCAAAGGUUUCUAGGCUAAAGAACGACAACUUUGUUCAGCUUCUUGGUUAUUGUGUCGAAGGAAACCUUCGUGUACUUGCCUAUGAGUUCGCCACAAUGGGAUCCUUACACGACGUCUUACACGGAAGAAAGGGAGUACAAGGAGCACAACCAGGUCCAACACUUGAGUGGAUGCAACGAGUCAGAGUUGCGGUUGAUGCAGCUAAAGGAUUAGAGUACUUACACGAGAAAGUUCAGCCUCCUGUUAUACACAGAGACAUUCGUUCUAGCAACGUGCUUCUUUUCGAAGACUUCAAAGCCAAGGUUGCUGAUUUCAAUCUAUCUAACCAAGCUCCUGACAUGGCUGCUCGUCUUCAUUCCACUAGAGUCUUGGGGACAUUUGGUUAUCACGCACCAGAAUAUGCAAUGACAGGACAGUUGACACAGAAGAGUGAUGUUUACAGUUUUGGAGUUGUGCUUUUGGAGCUACUAACCGGGAGAAAACCGGUUGAUCAUACAAUGCCACGUGGUCAGCAAAGUCUUGUCACUUGGGCAACUCCAAGGCUGAGUGAAGACAAAGUGAAGCAAUGUGUUGAUCCAAAACUCAAAGGAGAGUAUCCUCCUAAAGCAGUUGCAAAGCUUGCGGCGGUUGCAGCGUUGUGUGUGCAGUACGAAUCAGAGUUUAGGCCAAACAUGAGCAUUGUAGUGAAAGCUCUUCAACCGCUCUUGAGGUCUUCAGGGACAGCUUCUGCUGCUGCUCGAAGAGCUCAAACUUGAGUUUUUCUUGGUUGAUGCAAGUUGAUUCAUUCAUGGCCACAGGGUUUACCGUCGACGGAAUGUGAAGGAGGAGAUAGUGAGAAAAGUUGAUGGAGAUGGACUUAAGACUUCUGAUUCAGUGACUUUAUACAAAAUCAUAAUUAUACGUACAUAGCUUUUAUGUUCAUUUAAAAGAAUCAUCCAAGACACUAUACUAAAGAGUAAAUAUGUUUCAGUAACCUCUGUCAUUUGAUUAACAAACAUCCUGUUAAAUUUUUGAUUAUGACACAUAUUUGUCCACAUUUGUUUUAUUUUGUCACUAGAAAUUGAAAAAUUGGUGUCAAAGCAAUAUAAGACAUUGAGAGCUGGUUGUUUAGAAAAUUAAUAAAAAAGAUAAUUUUUUAUUUAUUUAUGUACUUUCUUACACUGACACUUGGUGGUGACUGUGACAGACCAAUAAGGUUUGAGAAUGAGUGGCAAUGAAGUUAUGAAGCUUUAGUCAGGAUGACAUGUCAUGCGGGUGACGAAAGCUUAUAAUUAAUUGGGAAGUAUAUUUUUUUUUUGGAAACACAUAUUCUAUUACCACCAAUUGAGAAGUAUAUUAUUCCACAUAGUAUUACCGAUGCCAUAAAACAUAAGAUAGUUGUGUGAAUCAUAAAAAAAUGCACAUUGUUAUGUACUAUUUAUGUGAUGUUAAGACCCAUAAACCAUUUUUUUUUAUUCUGGUCAAACUUAUGUUGGACCAUGAACUUAUGUUGAUUUAUUUGCUAUCUAGUUUUGCGUCUUCUUCAAGUUAUGCUUCUUCUCCAAGUUCAACCUUUUGUUUUGUUGUACUCCUUUAUCGAAUAAGACACAGACCACUUCUUAAAAUAGUAUAAUAGCCGUUCGGGCAAGAACUCUUUGGUCUCUUCCAUUCCUUUUUUUU
Molecule: messenger RNA, 2754 nt
Organism: Brassica napus (rape)
Lineage: Eukaryota; Viridiplantae; Streptophyta; Magnoliopsida; Brassicales; Brassicaceae
Product: PTI1-like tyrosine-protein kinase 3
Exons: 6
Coding region: 615-1850 (411 amino acids)
Biological process (GO): protein phosphorylation
Molecular function (GO): ATP binding; protein tyrosine kinase activity
Source: RefSeq, a predicted model, not a curated record